CAAGGCCAUAUUUAAGACAUUGCAUAGUUUAUUAGAUUACUAUCUAACUUACAUGCAAAAUCAGAAUUUCAGUAAAUACAUAUAAUGCAGUAGAAGGGUUUCAACAGCUUUGUUGCUUUCUAAAGGGGACAAAGGUACUUGCGGUUAUGAUGGUUAAUAUGGAUUUCUUUGUUUCCUUUUCCAAAUCCUUAUCUUAUUUAAUCUGGUAUUUUUCAACCUUUGUGUUUCUUGGAGUAUGGAAAGAAUUCACUUUAGUAGAAUACAUUAGGUUUGUUUUUGUUUGUUUUCUUUUCUUGUACAUUUAAAAAUUUCAAAUGGCUAUUGCCAUUUCAUGGGAUGGUUGGUGCUUUUGCAGGUAUUGCUGGCAUAGGUGGUAUGGGGGCAGCGUGGAGAUAAUGGUGACAGGGGCCCACCUGGCAAAAUGGGGCCCCAAGGCUUCCCAGGGCCACUAGGUUUGAAAGACCAGAAGGGAGAAAUAGGUCUGCCUGGACUGCAGGGCAUCAAAGGGGAGGUAGGCCCUGAAGGCCCUGUAGGACCAAAAGGAGACAUUAGCUUUAAAGGAGAUACAGGGCCUACAGGGCACUUUGGGACCUCUAGAAGACUAGGCCCAAAGGAUGAUCUUGGCAAUCAAGGUAUCAAGGGCAGCAUUGGUUUGCGUGGUGAAAAAGGGUCAAAAGGUGACAUUGGAGAACAAGGUCCAAAGGGUGACAUACCUGAGAUAAAAAAAAAUGCUUUCUCAGCUGGAAUGAGUGAAACCUCCAAAAUAACUCCUGCUAACACCCCAAUUUGUUUUGAUAAAAUCCUCUAUAAUCGGCAGGGUCACUAUGACCCUCGGACCGGUCGCAGCGGAGCCUAUUUUCAUAUCACAUUUCAUCAUAUCACUGUCUCCUCUUGAAAUGUUAUAGUGGUCCUGAUAAAG
This is a messenger RNA of Xyrauchen texanus (razorback sucker), 919 nucleotides long. RefSeq names its product complement C1q and tumor necrosis factor-related protein 9-like. Bases 422 to 895 code for a protein of 157 amino acids. Gene Ontology annotation, molecular function: protein binding. NCBI's taxonomy places the organism in Eukaryota, Metazoa, Chordata, Actinopteri, Cypriniformes, Catostomidae. The transcript has a single exon. The record is from RefSeq and is a predicted model, not a curated record.